Messenger RNA from Rhizoctonia solani, 573 nucleotides. RefSeq names its product Chaperone for protein-folding within the ER, fungal. Gene Ontology annotation, cellular component: endoplasmic reticulum; endoplasmic reticulum membrane. NCBI's taxonomy places the organism in Eukaryota, Fungi, Basidiomycota, Agaricomycetes, Cantharellales, Ceratobasidiaceae. The record is from RefSeq and is a predicted model, not a curated record. The transcript has 3 exons. Bases 1 to 573 code for a protein of 190 amino acids. Gene Ontology annotation, biological process: 'de novo' protein folding.
AUGUUACUCUCUUCUCUUUUUGCUGCAAUUGUUGGUGCUCCACUUGUCCUUGGGCAAGGUGCUUUUGACAAGAGUCAUAAGAUGACCUACCUUAAAGGCACCUGGAGCAUCAGCGACAAAAAUGUCCCCGUUGGACCAACCUUUGUAAACCCGGCUGAGAACAAAUUCUUUUUCCCCACGGAAUACAAGAACACCACCAGCAGGACUUAUUCUUUCACUGAUGAUGGAUUCUGGGAAUACUGCGCAUAUGUAGCGCCACACGUCAGCUCAGAUAAUUGCACCAGUGCUCUAUUCAUCUACCAGCACGGAACCUACGAGUUUCUCUCGAACGGUUCGAUGGCGCUCACUCCUUUUGCGAAGGAUGGUCGCUUCCAAAUGGCAGACUCCUGCAAGGAAUCCAACGGAGCUACUCCAUACAACUACACGGAGCUCAUGGUGACCUGGAGUAUCGAUAUAGACUAUGGCACCGCACCUGUAUUGAACCUUCAUGAGGCGAACUGGGAGCAACCUCAGAACCUCACUCUGGCGUAUAACCCUCCACAGAUGCUUCCUACUCGGCCAUUGACCAACUGA